Molecule: messenger RNA, 2269 nt
Organism: Erinaceus europaeus (western European hedgehog)
Lineage: Eukaryota; Metazoa; Chordata; Mammalia; Eulipotyphla; Erinaceidae
Product: zinc finger protein 709-like
Exons: 4
Biological process (GO): regulation of transcription by RNA polymerase II
Molecular function (GO): DNA-binding transcription factor activity, RNA polymerase II-specific; RNA polymerase II cis-regulatory region sequence-specific DNA binding
Source: RefSeq, a predicted model, not a curated record
UAAUCUCUUCCAUUCCUCCCUUAAUUGGGUACUGAUUGGUCAAGCUAGGUUCUGUGGGUGGUCAUUUAAUAUCAAGUUUAUUUACAGUGGUUAGGCCACAUGGAAUUGCUUUAUCAAUUCUCUUUAUACAUAAAAACUUAAGGAAUAUCUUACGUAUUUAUCCUAUACCUAAAAUAUUUUCUAGUGCAUUACAACAUGCAAAUCUAACUCUGAUUUGCUUAUCAUAACUUAACUACUAAAUAUACUAUGGGUGCCUUAAUCUCUCCUUAGGCUGGUCUCUGAGCUUUGCGCCAUGUGUGCUUCACAUGCUGCCCUACCGCCUGACUGCCCUUUUACUCAAUUUUUGUGGAUGCUUUUGCUGAAGAAAAAUUUAAAGGGUUGGAAAGAGAUGUCAGUCAAAUUUGUGGGCUUUGUAAUGGUCCUAAUAAGCAGGAUAACUUACUAAAUGUUUCCAUAACCUCUUCUGAUUACGUUGAACAGCUAGAGUAUUGUACCUUGUAUUCACUACAGUAUCUUCCAUCUAGGGGCCAUACUGUCCAGUGAAGAGGCUGUGCUGCUAGAUUUAAAACAGUUUCAAUCUAUUGCUGUGAUUGAUCUUCCAUUUUCUGGCCUGAGAGACAUUCAGGGAAAGAGGAAGAGAUGGCAGUUUCUUGGGACUCAGUGACCUAUGAAGAUGUAACUGUGAUAUUCACUCAAGAGGAGUGGGCACUAUUGAAUCCUUCAGAGAAGAAACUCUACAGACAUGUGAUGUGUGAAAACUUGAGGAACUUUCUUUCACUAGAAAAGAUACAAGAACAUUCCACCAAAGGGCAGCAUAUAUUGCAUGGAAGUAAACAAAGCAAUACAAUAGUAAAAAUAUCUGAGGGCAAAGAUAGUCAUAAUGCUAGACUAUCUCAAGAAUGUGAAGUAUACAACAAAUUAUUCACUUAUCCUAUUCAUCUUCAAAAACAUGAAAGAAUUCACAGUGGAGAGAAACCCUAUGAAUGUAAACUAUGUAGUAAAACAUUCAGUUGUUCCAGUCAUCUUUGGGCACAUGAAAGAAUUCACAGUGGAGAGAAACCCUAUGAAUGUAAACAAUGUAGUAAAACAUUCAGUUAUUCCAGUCAAGCUGGUCAUCUUCUGGCACAUGAAAGAAUUCACAGUGGAGAGAAACCCUAUGAAUGUAAACUAUGUAGUAAAACAUUUAGGCAAUCCAAUGAUCUUCAGCAACAUGAAAGAAUUCACAGUGGAGAGAAACCCUAUGAAUGUAAACAGUGUAGUAAAACAUUCAGUUAUUCCAGUAGUCUUCGGAUUCAUGAAAGAAUUCAUAGUGGAGAGAAACCCUAUGAAUGUAAACAUUGUUGUAAAACAUUCCGGCAAUCUGGAACUCUUCAGCAACAUGAAAGAAUUCACAGUGGAGAGAAACCGUAUGAAUGUAAACAGUGUAGUAAAGCAUUCAGUUGUUCCAGUCAUCUUCGGUCACAUGAAAGAAUUCACAGUGGAGAGAAACCCUAUGAAUGUAAACAAUGUAGUAAAACAUUCUGAGAUUCCAGUGGUCUUCGGACACAUGAAAGAAUUCACAGUGGUGAGAAACCCUAUGAAUGUAAACAAUGUACUAAAACAUUCAGUCAAGCUGGUCAUUUUCAUAUACAUGAACGAACUCACCGUGGGGAAAAACCCUAUGAAUGUAAACAUUGUAGUAAAACAUUCAGUUGUUCCAGUAGUCCUCAGACACAUCAAAGAAUUCACAGUGGAGAGAAUCCCUAUGACUGUAAACAUUGUAGUAAAACAUUCCGGUUAUCUGGUACUCUUCAGCAACAUGAGAGAAUUCACAGUGGAGAGAAACCCUAUGAAUGUAAACAGUGUAGUAAAACAUUCAGUUGUUCCAGUAGUCUUCAGACACAUGAAAGAAUUCACAGUGGAGAGAAACCCUAUGAAUGUAAACAAUGUAGUAAAACAUUCCGAGAUUCCAGUGGUCUUCGGACACAUGAAAGAAUUCACAGUGGAGAGAAACCCUAUGAAUGUAAAUAGUGUAGUAAAACAUUCAGUUGUUCUAGUCAUCUUCGGUCACAUGUAAGAAUUCACAGUGGAGAGAAACCCUAUGUAUGUAAACAGUGUAGUAAAACUUUCCGGCAAUCUGGUACUCUUCAGCAACAUGAAAGAAUUCACAGUGGAGAAAAACCCUAUGAAUGUAAACAGUGUAGUAAAACAUUCAUUUGUUCCGGUAGUCUUCGGACACAUGAAAGAAUUCAUAGUGGAGAGAAACCCUAUGAAUGUAAACUGUAGUAAA